This is a messenger RNA of Meloidogyne enterolobii, 378 nucleotides long. Lineage: Eukaryota; Metazoa; Nematoda; Chromadorea; Rhabditida; Meloidogynidae. The record is from the annotation of a GenBank genome assembly.
AUGAAUCUUUUACCUGCCGAAACAAAACUUGACAUCUUCAAAUGCCUCAAUUUCAACCAAUUGAACAACUUUCAACUGUCAAAUCGUCAUUUUUGCGAAUUGAUUGCCAAAUACAACAAGGAAUUGGCUAUAAAAGUGUUCUAUUCUGUUGAGUUGGUUGUUUGGAAAAAUUAUGUCUGCAAGGAUUUGGAGUAUAGUCGUAAAGAAUUGGAUUUGAAUUUGAGCGAGGAAAAUAAAUUAAAGGUACAUAAUUGGAGUGAGGGGCAACUCAAGGAACAGACAAAUCAAGGAACGACAACGCACGGAACAGACAAGCCAAGAAAAAGUCAAAAAGUCACCUUGACGACAAGUCAAGGAACAGACAGGUCAAGGAAUUAA